Messenger RNA from Choloepus didactylus (southern two-toed sloth), 1132 nucleotides. Its product is annotated as small integral membrane protein 15. The record is from RefSeq and is a predicted model, not a curated record. The transcript has a single exon. NCBI's taxonomy places the organism in Eukaryota, Metazoa, Chordata, Mammalia, Pilosa, Megalonychidae. The coding region runs from base 389 to 613 and encodes 74 amino acids.
CGAUGUACGGGAGGCUGGAGUCAGGUCAUUGCCGUAGAUUUACCUCCGUACCCAGCGGAGUCGGCCACCGCGCCGGGGACGCGAGGCGUGGCAGGGCUCGGGUUACCCGGGACUCUCAGCUCCGCGAAUCCCGCCCGGCCUGCCGUUGAGUGAAGUGGCCCGGGCCUGAGGCCGUGCAGGCCGAGGGUCUGGGGUGAAUGUGGCCCCCAGGGGUCAGCGGCCCUAUUAGGGGAAAGAAAGAAUUUAAACCUUCUCUCAGAAUUGUAUGGCAGAACUAAAGAAGACGACAACCAAGGGUCAUCUGAAAUUGUGAUUGGCUCUCUAGUAAUUCCAGGACAAAGUCAGAGAUCACGACUCAAGCAUAAGUUUUCCUAAGACCACUACAAAGAUGUUUGAUAUAAAGGCUUGGGCUGAGUAUGUUGUGGAAUGGGCUGCAAAGGACCCAUAUGGCUUCCUUACAACAGUGAUUUUGGCCCUUACUCCAUUGUUCCUAGCAAGUGCUGUACUAUCCUGGAAAUUGGCCAAGAUGAUUGAGGCCAGGGAAAAGGAGCAGAAGAAGAAACAAAAACGUCAAGAAAAUAUUGCAAAAGCCAAACGACUAAAAAAGGAUUGAAGAAAAGAACAGGCUCUGAAACCAGAGGAAAAUUAUUUGGAAAAUUAUGCAGCUUUGGAGAAGGACUCAACUAAGGUUUCUUCUUUGGGUUUUGUGACCGUAUUAUAUAGUAAACAAAGUCUGACUAUAUGGAAGAAUCAUGUUAGUUAUGACCUCAGUACUGUAGUAACUUUUACGCUUGGAUAUAGAAAUAUGUUGGUAUCUGUGACAGUUAUUGGGUAAAUUGGCAUUUAUUCUACAAAAUCUUUAUAACUGAUCAUUUAUUAGGCUAUCUACUGAAAUAAAAAUAUCCUAUGGUGAACAAAAUGACUUUAGAUUAUGAACUUUAUUCAAAUAGCAGCUUAAAUUCAGGUCCUGUUCUGGACAAAGAAAGUAAAAGUCAGAAUUGUCCUCUUUAAGAUGAAAAGUAUGUUUGGGCUUAAAAAAGUAUUAAUCACAUCCUUUGUCAUUAUUGCUUAUUUCAUGCAAUAUAAUCAUUUCUGGUUUCCUCAAAGCAAAUAUUAAUCAUUUAAUUCUUUA